Messenger RNA from Daphnia pulicaria, 2373 nucleotides. RefSeq names its product origin recognition complex subunit 3-like (gene Orc3). Gene Ontology annotation, biological process: DNA replication initiation; DNA replication. The coding region runs from base 58 to 2184 and encodes 708 amino acids. The transcript is spliced from 10 exons. NCBI's taxonomy places the organism in Eukaryota, Metazoa, Arthropoda, Branchiopoda, Diplostraca, Daphniidae. The record is from RefSeq and is a predicted model, not a curated record. Gene Ontology annotation, molecular function: DNA replication origin binding. Gene Ontology annotation, cellular component: nuclear pre-replicative complex; DNA replication preinitiation complex; nuclear origin of replication recognition complex.
GAUUUCAGCGCCAAAUCGAACUAUGGCGGUAACAACAUUGUGCAACUUUAUCUGAAAAUGGCCACAACAUCAUCUUUCUCAAAGGGUUGUUUUGUAUUCAAAGCAAAUCCACAAAAAUCGGGUCGAAGUCCAAGAAAGAAAACUAAAAAGUCUGCUAUUGUAGAUACACACGAUGAUCUCAAUGCUUCAUCUUUAUUUGCCAAAAGUGAUAAGUCUUCCAUGGAAAUAAGGCUAGAUUCCUACAAGAAAAUAUGGUCUGCCACUAAAAAGAAAAGCGAGGAAAUCAUUUCAGAUAGCCACAAACAACUUCUGCAUGAUGUUAAAACUUUUGUUAGUGAAAAUGCUGGUACUGGAAAGAGCAGCAUACCUACUGCUUUAAUUUCUUUGGGAGUUAAUCUUCCAGAUCAUGCUGCCUUUUUCAGUCUACUGGAUACUACUUUGAAGACCAAUGUAUCUCCGUUUGUGGCUAUGUUAAACUCAAAAGAAUGCCCUUCUCUGAAAAACAUGGUGCUGAAAACAAUUCAGAAACUAACGAGCUGUGACUCAAUAGAUGAUGAGGUUGAAGAAGAUGAUGAAGAUGAUGAAGAUGAUGAAAUUACACCCAUUAAACCAAGGUCUAAAGUUAAGACAUUCGCGAAUCUUUCGACGUGGUAUUCCAAUGUCGUAAUGAAAACACCACUGAUCAUAAUCCUUCAAGAUCUGGAAUCUUUUGGCACUCAACAAUUGCAGGAUUUUGUACUAAUCUGCAGAGAAAACCGAGUCCGGAAUAAGCUACCCAUUCAAUUUAUUAUGGGUAUUGCGACGACAGUGGCCCUUCAGCAGCAACUUCACCACCGAACCUCCGUUUGCAUAGCGACCAAAUCAUUCCAGUCACGACCUUCUGUUGUCCUGCUGAACCAUCUCAUAGAACAGCUUUUUAUGAAAAGCAGCAUUUUAAAACUCGGGCCCAGGUUGAUGCAACUUCUACUGGAUGGAUUUCUUUAUCACGACUUGUCGCUAAACAGUUUCAUGAUGCGCGUUCACCUUAUAAUCAUGCAGCACUACAUCACUCUUCCAGUCUCGUCCCUUUGCUGUUCCGUCAGUGAACUAAAAAAUAGAAUUAAGCAACUAAACGCAACAGAUUUAGAUCUUUAUCGUCAGCUUCCGUCGUUUAUGAAAUUUAUUGAAAACAAUCGUUCAAAAAUUUCACUCCUGACUGACGACAAAGAAUUCCGGUUGUUUCUGCGAAAAUCAUUAGAGGCGCUGAACACUUACUCCAAGAACUUUUCGCUAAGCUGUCGAAUUAUCCAUUCUCUGAGUGACGGCAUGCCUGAUGCGCUGUUUGGCAAAAGUUUGCGUGAAGUAUACGUGAAUUUGUUGAUCGGUGGUGAAUCUGAAGACUGGGAGCAAUUUAUUCGUUUGUUGAACGUUUCGUCGGCGCACGAACUUCGAACCAGAAUCGAAGCUGCAUUGACUACUUUGAAAGAGUGCGACUCAUCUGGUUCUUUGUCGGAUUUCUCCACUAGUCUCGUCCUCUUUUCAGAAGAAUUAUUGCGUUUGGAAGAAUCUAAAAAAUCCGACGCCGUUACCAGCCCAAAAAGUCAAAAUGUAUUCGUACCUCAAGGCAAAAAACUGGACAAGUUUGAAUUGAAAGCACAAUUGAUGGCCACGGCGAAGCAAGUUCGGACUACCUCAGAAUUUGACGAAGUAAAAUCCGAGAUCAUAACCUGGCUGAAUUCCGAGUUGGCAAGUCGUCUGAAAUCUCCUUCAACCUUAGUUUUUCAUGAAAUUUUCUAUGCUGGCAGUCAAGUUCAAAGCAAUUGGGAUAUCGUUCCAUGGAUCCGGCGUCAGGUCCAACCGGUUCCUAGGGUAGCCAUAAGUAAGGCUCUCUCGAAUCCGGCUUCUUACCUUGGUUGCAGUUGCUGUUCUUUAACCGGACAAGAAACGCAUGUUCUCUCUUCCAUGCCGGAUCUUUGCAUCGUUUACAAAUUGCAUACCGAGUGCGGUCGCUUGAUCAAUCUUUACGACUGGAUGUUAUCCUUCAAUGCUAUUCAGAAAAAGGACGAUGAAGACGACAAUGAAGAAAUUGAGCCAAUCAUUCAAGCACGUUUUAUUCGAGCGGUCGCGCAGCUGCAGUUACUCGGAUUCAUCCAGUCGUCAAAACGAAAGACAGAUCACGUUGCACGCUUGACCUGGGGAAUCUAAGCAUUAAGUGCUGACUUGGUAUGCUUCAAAUCUUUCCUGAAAAGGUACUUAGUGUAUACAGCUGUGCUACCCAUAAUACUUUUGUGGUAGAGUUGCUCCAAUUCAAAUUCAUGGUGAAGAAAGAAUUCUUUCGCCUCUUGCUGGCACUCGGUAAUACAGGCUUCAAUUGAGGCGUAUCCUCGUUCAUAA